CUGUGCUUUCUUUCUGUUUAGGACAGCCAGCAGUGCACCACACCAGGCAUCAUGUCAGGGCUCAACACAUCGCUGGCAUACUUCUUUACUGUUAUAGGCCUGAGCGCACUGGUCAGGGUGCUUCUCGCCCGCUGGAGACGGCGCUUGGGCUUCCUUAUAGAACUCAUCUCUGCUUUCGCGCUAGCCGGCUGUAGGCUAGAGAUAGAGACUAUUGCUGAGGUCGGUCAGUGGGCCGGCGCGCUGGGCCCGGACGUGACCUACACUAUGCUUUUCAUAGCUAUAGCCAUUCACGCCUUCAUCAUGCAAGGUGUCAGCGGCAACCCGGCCGCGACCGUAAUGGGAUUCCUGCAGAAAGAGAUCGGCGUGGUCGCAAUGCUUCUCAGCGUCGCGUCGCAGUUUCUCGGUGCGUUUCUCGGCCUCUUAGUUGCGGGGAAAUACUGGGAGAUGGAGCUCACGGACAUGCACAUGAUAAAAAAUCUGAUGAUGUCGGAGUGUAGCACGGCUCUUCGUGCUCCAAUGAUACACGGAGCCGUCGCGGAAGCCAUCAGCGCGAUGACCUUUUACCUCGUUUACCUUAUCCUGAGGAACAGGACACAGCUGCUCAGAAUUCCCAUACUGGCCCUGCUGCUGACUUUCUUUGCCUAUGCAGGAAGUAACUACACCUCUGGAAUCGUGAAUCCAUCUCUGGCUUUUGCAUUAACAUUCAACUGUCCCGGACAUACCUUCUCAGAAUACGCUCUCGUCUACUGGCUCGGCCCUCUUAUUGGUAUGACUCUCGGACUGUUCCUGUAUUUGGGAAAUAUUCCAUUGCUGUUUAACAGGAAUUUGCUUUACUCCAAGAAGUCCCGAUUCCGGGUUCCCAAAGGGAAAAAUUCAGAGGAAAAGGCCAACUGAGGAACGUUAACAGAAAUAAAAGUCAAGAUUGAUGUUGUGAACUGCAAAUGGCAUUUUAUGAUGAGUUUGUAGCGCGGUUUACUGUUUAAUGCUAAAUCUGCCACAGCAAGCCAUACGGGUCCAACGUGACUGUUUACAUUUAUAAUGUUCAAGUCUGUAUAAAUUCUGUGCCCAAAUUGUUUUUGCAAAUGCAAACAUGUCAAAUGUAUCGUUCUACGGAGAAAAUAAACGAAAAGGUGACAUG
This is a messenger RNA of Triplophysa dalaica, 1138 nucleotides long. It is a transcript of the gene aqp12, whose product is annotated as aquaporin 12. Gene Ontology annotation, molecular function: channel activity. The coding region runs from base 52 to 894 and encodes 280 amino acids. Lineage: Eukaryota; Metazoa; Chordata; Actinopteri; Cypriniformes; Nemacheilidae. The transcript has 3 exons. The record is from RefSeq and is a predicted model, not a curated record. Gene Ontology annotation, biological process: transmembrane transport. Gene Ontology annotation, cellular component: membrane; cytoplasm.